AUGAAACAGUCGACACCACUGUCUGAACUGAAGACGUUAUGUUAUGAACAGUUGGAUGUGAUGUCAUGCAAGAGGAUCUUGAGCAUACUCCGUGGCAUGGACCCGACCGAAAUAUCAUCAACAGAAGAUGAAGAUGAAUCUGUUGGCAAUGCAGAUGACAACAAUCAGUCAUCCACGAAACCAGCUGCUGACAUGAGGACGUCUCAGGAACUGUCUCAACUACAUCAGCAUCAAAAACGAAUGUCACCUUGCAGUCUUCAGAAUCUUCAGCAACAAAUGAAAGGUUCCUCAAGUGAUGGGGGCAAACAGCCUGUUCAGUCUCAGCAACAAAAUCAACAUGCACUUGAAAAAGUUGGUGAUACAAUCAAUGAUAAAGAGCAGCUUAUAAAAUCAACAUCCACUGCAAUGGCGUUCAACGCCUCUUCAACUCCAUCAACAUCGGUGCCUAAUUCAUCAAAAAUGAACAACGCCAAUGGCAAUAACACCAUUAUUGACACCAGCGACACCACCACUAACAACAGCAGCAGCAGCCGCAAGAGUAUCACAUUGAAAACAUCACACGAUCUGAACGUGAUGGAUGAAGAUGAGUUGGACUAUGACGAGGAGGUCGUGCAGGAAGAUGCGAAAACAGAUGCCAGAAGCAAUGCUCUCAAGCCCCAAAACUUUGAAUAUAACAGUACCGUUGCUGAAUUGUUCGUAGACAACAUCAACGAUGACUUCAAUGACGAUGUUGACGACAAGGUUAGUGAUGAUAGUCAUCAGAACAAAGAAAAAAACUUUUCCGACAAAAAUGAUAACCAAGAUGCGAAGCUAUCAACAGUCGAGCAAAAGGUGGAUGAUCGUCAGAUUAUUCAAACCAAUAGUUCUAAUAUUAAGACUUCAAAUGGAUUGUGUAAUGACAAAAGUUCAGAUGCAAAAACUGGUACUUGGACAUCAGAUACGGUGGCUACAAAACAAGUUGUCACCAAAUCGUCAUCCUCCUCUUCAUCUCUCUGUAAAACAUCUUCCACACCUGUUAACUCAAAACAAUCUUCAUCAAAUACUACAACAACAAAAGAACAUGAUACUACCUCACCACCUCCAAUUUCAACUUCAUCAUCAGCAACAACAAACGCCAACAACACCAACAAAAUUGAAAUUGACAAAACUCAGCUGGAAAUUCUGGAGUUGGAGAUGAGGGCUCGAGCCAUCAAAGCCAUGCUGAAAGCACAGGAAGAGCUUGAACAAAUGCAACACAAGCAAAAACAAAGUGCUGAUAAAAAACAAUCACAUUCUAAAUCCAGAGAUGUUGAACUCAGAGAGAGUUCACACAGAAAGAAAGAUAAUGAUGUGAAGAAGCGGAAAAGUUCAUCGAGACAUGAUCAUGGCGACCGUGAUGCAAAGUACACGAGGAAGGUUAGCAGAUUGCCUUCUCCUGCAAACACAACAGAUGAGGCUCCGGUGCAGAGGAUAAUGAUGAGAAAAAUAUCACCACCAGCACCAUCGUCAUCAUCUUCAUCGCAUCGAAGGUUCGAUAGCAUGAGAACAUCAUCAUAUGAUGUCUUAGAGCGUGACUGCAGAAGAUCUGAUUACGUAGAUUACCAUCGUGAUGACUUUAUGGAUGAUGAUGGAUAUCGGUUUAGUCACUAUCGAAACCACCCACGUGUUUAUGAACAGCACCAGCAUCACCAUCCUGAGCAUUUCAGUAGAUCUAGAAUAGUUUACAUGCCUCUACACGACGACCGUGAUGACGACGAUAGAAGGAUGAGGUCAAGAUAUGAUGAUUAUGAUGAUGUUGGUGGGGAUUAUGAUUACUGUGAUGAUUACAGAGAUUACGAAAGACCGAGAGGCUACAGAGGUAGGCCAGCUUGCGUGGGCGGUAGGAGGUCGAGGGACGAUUUCGCUGACGAUCGAUAUGAUGACGAUAGACGGUUCAUUAGGAGAUGAUGAGUUCUCACUCACUGCCAACCAUCGUUAAAACUGUUCUCAUCAAAAUAUCUUUUACAAAAUAUUGUUGGAUUAUAUAAAUUGUCAAAAGCAUUUUUAUUUUGUUUUAAUUAUUUAGUUUCUUUAAUUUCUCCAGCCUGUGAAUUUAUGUGUCGAAUGGGCUAUAUUAUUUCAACGAUGUUUAGAAGUAAAUAAAAAUAGGAAGCAAAUAUUUUAAAAAAUGUCGAUUGAAAAAUUAUUUUAAAUUUAAUUGAAACGUUCUGAAUACGCUGAUUUUUUUUAUUUGAGGUAUAGUGUUUUUUAACUUUGCAUUCUGACUGAAAAUGAAGUUAAGAUUAAAAAAUAU
Helobdella robusta is the source of this 2272-nucleotide messenger RNA. RefSeq lists its product as hypothetical. Lineage: Eukaryota; Metazoa; Annelida; Clitellata; Rhynchobdellida; Glossiphoniidae. The transcript is spliced from 3 exons. The record is from RefSeq and is a predicted model, not a curated record. Bases 1 to 1926 code for a protein of 641 amino acids.